AUGGCCAGCCCUUCUCCACCCUCUUACGAUUAUCGACAUACUUUCCAGCCAUGGGAUGUAGUCACUCAGACCGUAUGUCUUACUGUGAGCACCAGCUUUGUCGCCAUGCGUCUGUAUUCAAAGCUCCAUAUCACAAAGGCGCCUGGAUGGGAUGACUGGACUUGCUGUAUGGCCUGGCUCGGACUGAUAGGAUAUGUCGUUCUUGCUUUCGAGGCAGACAGACACGGACGUGGCGUCCAUCAAUGGGAGAUAGACGCUUCGGAUCUGCGCGAAUUUUCCAAAUUGGCAAACGCGUCCCAAAUUCUCUACGGGCCUUUGAUCUUCUUGACGAAAUUGUCCAUCUUCCUGCUAUACGUGCGGGUAUUCGCGCCAUCGGCCAAGUGCAACCCAUUCUGGUUCAUACAGGUCCUUAUCGGGCUGAACUUCCUGUUCUAUCUGGCAGACACCAUCGUGAAGAUAUGCGAAUGCACCCCGCGGGCGAGAAUCUGGGAUAAAACCGUCCCGGGCAAUUGUAUCGACCUCAACGUACCGAUCCUUGUGACGUCCAUUGUGAAUGUGGUUUCCGACCUUAUGAUGCUUUUGAUGCCCAUCAGGUGUGUAUGGCGUCUACAGAUUGCCGUGCGAAAGAAAAUAGGAAUUUCCGCGAUAUUUGCUGCAGGCAUCUUUGGCUGCAUCGCCAGUAUAAUGCGUCUUGUAGUUAGCAUCGGGCAGCGAGACACGCCCGAUAAGACGUACGACUGGUUUCCGGGGUUUCUAUGGACAAGUGCGGAAAUCACCUCGGGAAUCGUCGCCAGUAGUCUGCCGGCCUUACCAAGCUUCUACAGACACACUUCUGAAAAGGUGAAGGUUCUGCUGACGGGUAUAAAAACGGGAAGCUUUGCGACUUCUACGAAGAAAUCAGUCAGCACGAGCAAUGGAUCUGGGGCUGGACAGUCCACUUCGCGCCCUGUCUGGCGCGCUGCUCAGUAUCCUAGCAGGACCGAUUUGGUGUCUGGGUCGGAAUGGGAAAUGGGCGAGGUCGGGCCGUUUCAUGGGACGUGCUAUACGACUACAGAAGCUACGGCGGAGAUAGAUGGGGAGAGAGGGUUCCACUUGAAUGUCGAUGGUCUCCGGGUCGGGGAGGGAUGUGGACCGAGGGAUGGGAUUCUGAAGAUCGUGGAGGUAGAUAUUGAGUCGGGUCCGGGGUGA
This is a messenger RNA of Aspergillus ibericus CBS 121593, 1188 nucleotides long. RefSeq lists its product as uncharacterized. The record is from RefSeq and is a predicted model, not a curated record. The coding region runs from base 1 to 1188 and encodes 395 amino acids. Lineage: Eukaryota; Fungi; Ascomycota; Eurotiomycetes; Eurotiales; Aspergillaceae. The transcript has 6 exons.